AAUUCAUUCGUUGUAGAGCACGGACAGUGAGCUCAUAUGUUUUGAAACCAUUUUGUGUCGCAAACCGCUUUAAAUCACGUUGUGGAUAUCGAACAAUUCCUCUCACACCUAGUACAGAUGAAAACAGAACCAGACGAGAUGUCGCAGAACGACAACACGAUCAACGUUCCGGCGUUCUUAAGCAAACUAUGGCGAAUGGUAAACGAUCCAACUACCGACAAGCUAAUAGCAUGGAGCACUGGUGGAAAAAGUUUUGUUAUUCAGCAUCGGGCUCAGUUUUGGUACGAACUACUUCCUCUCUACUAUAAGCACAACAACAUGAGCAGUUUUGUUCGACAAUUAAAUAUGUAUGGUUUCCAUAAAUUAUCACCUGUAGAUAACGGCUCCGUGGAAUUAGAAAAAGAUGAGAUUCAAUUUUAUCACCCAAUGUUCCAAAAGGGUCAACCACAUUUAUUGUCGAAUAUCAAAAGAAAGGUGACCAGCUCUAAAGUAACAUCGCCCGCCGCACCAAUGAAUCAGCGCCCAGAUGAUUUGACAAAAGUUUUGCAAGACGUAAAGAAUCUGCGUGGUCGUCAAGCAAACGUCGAUACGCAAUUGGAAGCUAUGAAACAAGAAAAUUCGGUUUUGUGGCGCGAAUUAGUGAAACUACGUCAAAAACAUAUAAAGCAGCAACAAAUUGUAAACAAGUUAAUUCAAUUUUUGGUGACUAUCUACCAACCAGCUGGAACCGGGCGAAUGAGUGGGUUAGGUGUAAAACGGCGUUACCCGCUGAUGUUAAGUGAAGGACCCGAAAAGAAAGCGAGAUCAGUGGAAGGUCCGACAAUUCACGAAAUUGAUCAAAGUGAUCAACUGCCAGAUGGGCUUGUUGAAGAAUUGGAAGAUACAGCCGCUGCGAAUUCUGAAGCGGAAGUUGAUGGAUUGUUAUCAGACACGGAAAUAGUAAAUAAUACACUUCAACAGAUUCCAACGUUAUCAGAUGUAGGAUUGGAAAGUAUCGCCACGCAAACGGAUGAUUUGAUUGAUGAUGCCGGUCAUGACGAAAGAAUCUUCAUGAGUCCUUCCGCUCAACAUACAUUGCUCACUAAAGUUGAAAAAGAUGCCGAUGAAGAAGCAGUUGGUGAUAAUCCAGAUUUGAGAGUUGCUAAAGUUGAUUAUCAACGGUUAAAUUCAGCUAAAGACCCUAUUAAUGGAAAUUACAGAGAAGAUUUACACCAGGAAUUGGAAAGUACGGAGUCGGAAUUGGAGCAGCUAAAAGAAGCUUUGAAUGGGUGCAGUGCAUUUGAUGCAAAUGCUUUAUUAGGGGUUUUUAAUUAUGAAGCUCCAGAUUACAUAGAUAUAUUAUCAAAGGGAAAUAGCGAAGGAAUGGGAAACGCUGAUCCCUUAGUUUCUGGUUCUGAAUUAGCACCAUAUGACGCGAAUACUUUAGAUUUUAGCCAAUUAUUUGAUGACACAUCCGACCCUCAGGAUUCUCAGGACGUCCAAGCCACUUUGGAUUCAACUUAUUUUAGUUAGUUUUAAUAACAAGUUUUUUUUAAUAUUUCAGAGUUUAAUAUGUUCGAAACAAAAAAAGUAACGGAAGGUCAUGUAUUUUUCUACGACUAAGAAAUGCGCGGAGCGUAUAUAUUAGUUAUAUUGAGCCGUUAGUCAAUCUAUACAUAGAUCAUAUAUACUGUAUAUCCGUUCAAUUACAGUUUUAAGUUUAGGUAUUCUCGUUUAUUUCUACUGAUUCAGGGUAUGGUAAUGAUGUAAAUUUUAAAAACUAAUUAGUUAAUCGCAUAACUUGUCAUACCCACUCCAUUAAGUUAAAAAAACAAUCAAAAAAAUUGUACUGUUGCAUUUUUUCGACAAAAAAAAAAAGUAUUUACAGUAUUUUUCUAUUUAAAGAUGUUCAGAUUAAAGUUUUUCUUCAAACGUCAAUAAAAUGUUAAUUAUCCCAAUUCACAAUACUUAUAUAAUAGGUUUGUAGUAAGCCAUUGAUUAAAAAGAUUAAGCGCAAGAACAAGCCGGGAAAUUAUCACUGCAAACCCGACUUCCAUUUUUUUAUAUAUAUUUUUUAUAAAUUUUAUAAAGCUGCGACGUUUGAUGAAAAAAAAAAUAAUGUCACAUAAAUAUUCACUUAUUCAGAGCAUCAUCUGAACAUCACUAUUUCGUUUCUCAGCGUCAAGGAGUUUCGUUUCUUCACAUUUCUUGAGGUUGUUAUUAAUGUAUACAGUCCGAAAUGUAAAUAAUUUACAAACCCACACUACGGUUUGUAGCGCUCUAAAAUAAUUCAAAAAUAAAACGUAAAUAUCCGUAAAUUAAAUCUAAAUAGUCUUUACAUUGGUUGCUGAAUAAAUGCUCUUGACACUUCAA
This is a messenger RNA of Onthophagus taurus, 2352 nucleotides long. RefSeq names its product Heat shock factor (gene Hsf). Gene Ontology annotation, molecular function: sequence-specific DNA binding; DNA-binding transcription factor activity. Gene Ontology annotation, biological process: regulation of DNA-templated transcription. The record is from RefSeq and is a predicted model, not a curated record. Lineage: Eukaryota; Metazoa; Arthropoda; Insecta; Coleoptera; Scarabaeidae.